Hypomesus transpacificus is the source of this 2426-nucleotide messenger RNA. It is a transcript of the gene stk25a, whose product is annotated as serine/threonine kinase 25a. The record is from RefSeq and is a predicted model, not a curated record. Bases 1 to 1263 code for a protein of 420 amino acids. Gene Ontology annotation, molecular function: ATP binding; protein kinase activity. Lineage: Eukaryota; Metazoa; Chordata; Actinopteri; Osmeriformes; Osmeridae. The transcript is spliced from 11 exons. Gene Ontology annotation, biological process: protein phosphorylation.
AUGUCCAGGACUGCCAGGGUGGUCAGCCCUGGCCCUCUGGACCCAGAGCAGCUGUUCACCAAACUGGAGCGUGUUGGAAAGGGCUCCUUCGGGGAGGUCUACAAGGGUAUCAACAGCCUAACUCAGGAGGUGGUGGCCAUCAAGAUCAUCGACCUGGAGGAGGCUGAGGACGAGAUCGAGGACAUCCAGCAGGAGAUCACCAUCCUGGGCCAGUGUGACAGCCCUCACGUCACCAAGUACUACGCCUCCUACAUCAAGGGCACCAAGCUGUGGAUCAUCAUGGAGUACCUGGGAGGAGGUUCUGCUCUGGACAUGCUGAGGCCGGGGCCCCUGGCGGAGGCCUACAUAGCCACCAUCGUGAGAGAGAUCCUCAGAGGACUGGACUACCUGCACAGUGAGAAGAAGAUCCACAGGGACAUCAAAGCGGCCAACGUGCUGCUGUCGGAGCAGGGGGACGUGAAGCUGGCAGACUUUGGCGUGGCAGGUCAGCUGACCAGCACCCAGAUCAAGAGGAACACGUUCGUGGGCACGCCCUUCUGGAUGGCUCCGGAGGUCAUCCAGCAGACUGACUAUGACUUCAAGGCUGACAUCUGGUCUCUGGGAAUCACAGCCAUCGAGCUGGCCACAGGGGAGCCCCCCCACUCAGAGCUGCACCCCAUGAGAGUGCUCUUCCUCAUCCCCAAGAGCCCCGCCCCGUCCCUAAAGGGGGCCCACAGCAGAGCCUUCAGAGACUUUGUGGAGGCUUGCCUCAACAAGGACCCCAGAUUCCGGCCCACAGCCAAGCAGCUGCUGAAGCACAGGUUCCUGACGCGCUUCACCAAGAAGACGUCCCACCUGACAGAGCUGAUCGACAGACACCGCUGCUGGAGGGCACGCGUCCCUGACAACGCCUCCAGCUCCGAUGACUCAGACACGGAGGCUGAUGGAGGUGAGGGAGAUCAAGAUCCUACCUGGACGUUCCCCACAGUCAGACAGCGACCCCCCUCCACCCCCAAGCAGAAACACCUGCAACACCCCGAGGAGGUGAGACCUUCCACAGCAGAAGCAGGGAGACCACCACAGGCAGCGACGUCAGACAUCACUCCCAUCCUGCACCAGCUGCAGCAGGGCAGGGCUGGAGGGAGGGGCGUGGAGGAGCUGCAGAAGGCCAUCUCCCUGGCUGAAGAAUCGUGUCCAGGCAUGUCAGACCGCAUGCUGGCCCACGUCUUGGAGAGAGUGUGCAGGUUCUCGUCAAAUGGCAUCAGGUAUGACUUGUCACAGUAAAGGCUGUCCUCACCAGCGCCCCCCUCUGGUAGAGAGCUGUGUGGACAGGAUGUCUCCUCCGCUCCGCCCCUCGAGUGAUGCUGAACCUUCAGCCCAGACGGCCAGGCCCCCCUCAGACACACAGGCUCAGGACAGCGGUCCUCAGGGAAUAAUCAACGCUGACCAGAUUGCAUGACAUGAUUCUUAAUGUUGUCCAGGAAAACGCCACUAGGUGUGAUGCAGUGGAGAGUGUGUACGUACAGCAAGACGGCCAUCUUUAAGCUGCUCUGAAAUCAAGAGACAAAUCGAGGAGCUAGAACUGUUUUUAUUGUUUCCAUUUUAUUUGUUACUUUUGAUGCAAUAACAUGAGACUACAAGCAGGCCUCUCUGGGCCUUCAGACUCAUUACACAAUAAAUAGAGUUACACACUGUACAGCAGGGGCCAGGUGUGUGUGUGAGAGAGAGAGACAGAGAGAUACGGCAGGAGUCGGGUUUACAGGUGCCCUCUAGAGAGAUAGAGGGAGAGAGAGAGAGAGAACAUUCCAGUACUCAUAAAAAUAAAACCCAUGUAGUGUGUGUGUGUGUGUGUGUGUGUGUGUUUGUGUGAGAAACAUCAGUCAUGUCAGUAUGUGCUCAGUUAAUGAAAUACAGCAAGACAUAACCGUGUACAGUUCUCCAGUUCCUCCUCGUCUCCAGCCCUGCUCAAUCCCCUGGUCCAGACCGCAGGGUUAACACGGCCUGAAUCACCUACGUAAAAGUCACUAAAAGAAUAAAUGGUUUUAAUAAAGAUAACCCUGAUGAACUAAUAGCUUGUACCUCUAAACUGUGAGCCCAGCAGACCACAUAAUAGUAUUCAUAAGGGCUGUAGCCAGACUUGACAUUUUUUGUCCCCCAGAACCAGCGAGACAGGAGACCCAGUGAUGCUCCCUCCCCAUCUUUCAUUGAAAGAGUAACUGGAUGCAAAUGAUGUCUGUGUUUGACCAAUGAGAAGAGGUCAUGGUUUUAGAGCGGACUGAUUGAACGAAGGUAUUCAUUGUGAAUAGAACAUCCACAAACACAGGAAGUCCCUAAUACAGGAAGUCCCCGACACAGGAAGUCAGCAACAGGAGCAGAAAUUUGCUUUCCCCAAAUAACUUUGAGGGAAAAAUAUCCCCAAAACUAAUUAGGUUGGACAUUUCAGUGAA